This is a messenger RNA of Mercurialis annua (annual mercury), 2075 nucleotides long. Its product is annotated as SWR1-complex protein 4. The coding region runs from base 235 to 1593 and encodes 452 amino acids. The record is from RefSeq and is a predicted model, not a curated record. Gene Ontology annotation, biological process: chromatin remodeling; negative regulation of transcription by RNA polymerase II; DNA repair. NCBI's taxonomy places the organism in Eukaryota, Viridiplantae, Streptophyta, Magnoliopsida, Malpighiales, Euphorbiaceae. The transcript has 15 exons. Gene Ontology annotation, cellular component: Swr1 complex; nucleus; NuA4 histone acetyltransferase complex. Gene Ontology annotation, molecular function: transcription corepressor activity.
UCUGUCACCCGCCGGUGACGCAAAGGCAUCUGGUUACACUUCUUGAAAGUUUCGCGCUCGAAAAAAACCCUAAUUACACAACCAAAAUAAUCCCCGAUUUCUUCGAAUUUUGAUCUAUCAAAACGAAAAUUCAUCAAUCAAAUGCUUGAAAAUCAUAUUAGAAACAUGACAAACCCUAAUUGAAGCAUCACUUACCAGUCGGGAGUAAGAUCAAAACCCUAAUUUUUUUUCACUAUGGAGCUAUCAAAGGACCUUCUUGCCGGAGUGCCCAAGACUCCAUUAUCAAUAACGCAAGAGAAAAAAUCACAACCUAAAAAAGACUCGCAGAGAAAACCUGAUGGCAUUUCGCGUGAGGUUUACGCGCUUACUGGUGGAUUGGCACCUCUUAUGCCUGCAAUUGAUACUAAUCAGCUGAAGAAACGACCGCCGUCGGACGAGAAGAUUACGUGGCAGUGGCUUCCUUUUACUAGUUCGGCUCGUAAAGAUAAUUUACAGCUCUACCAUUGGGUUAGAGUUGUGAAUGGUGUACCGCCAACGGGUGAUUAUUCAUUUGCCAAGUAUAAUAAGUCAGUUGAUGUCGUCAAGUAUACGCAAGAAGAGUAUGAGAAGUAUUUGACUGAUCCUAUGUGGACCAAGGAAGAGACAGAUCAAUUAUUUGAGGUGUGUGAAAGGUUUGAUCUUCGCUUUGCUGUUAUAGCUGACAGAUUUCCAUCAUCUCGUACUAUGGAGGAAUUGAAGGAUCGUUACUACAGUGUUUGUCGAGCUAUUUUAAUCGCUAGAGCUUCAUCUCCUGGGGAUGUCUCAGGACACCCUCUUGUCAAGGAACCAUACAACUUUGCACAAGAGACAGAGCGGAAACGUGCAUUGUCCAUGUACCUUUCACAAACAAAACACCAAGAGCGAAAAGAUGUUGAGGUCCUUGCUGAGGCUAAAAGAAUCACCGAGACACGCAUUGCUGCAAAGGGUGUUGAAGAAACUCAAUUGCCUGUAGCAUCAAAUGCACAAGAAAUGGCCGAGGUUGCUACUAAUCUUGAUGAUACCCCAUCGCCUUCAUCCAAUGUUCAGCUUGCCUCUGCAGCAGUUGGAACUUCAGCUUCAGUGAUGGCAGAAAAUGCUUCUACUUUAGCUUCUCUACGGAUGCUUCGAGUAUACUUGAGAACGUAUGCACUUGAGCAAAUGGUGCAAGCUGCUAGUUCAUCAGCAGGGCUUCGGACAAUCAAGCGAGUUGAACAAACAUUACAAGAUCUUGGGGUUAAUUUGAAACCAAGGGUGCCAACCAAAGCUGUUUGUGCAGAGCACCUUGAAUUAAGAAAGGAGAUAUUAACUUUGCUGAAUCUUCAAAAACAGUUGCAGUAUAAAGAGGCAGAAGGUUCAUCUUUUCGUGAAGGUUCAUAUUCUGAAAUGCCAGGGACACCUAAGCGUUUACAGCGUGAUCAGGAUCGUACAUUUAUUCCAGACACAAUGAGUUUUGGAGGGGAAAGGCCUGGUAGAAAGGACCCGAAACGGAAGGGACCUGGAGCUGGAAGGGGAUCCGAUGCGCCAUCAUCUCCAGCUCAUAAAAGGCCGAGAAAACUAAAAGCUACUGACCUAUGAUUUAAAAGGAUUGAAGGAAGCAAAACAAUGGGGAAAAUGAAAUAUUACCACUGAAUUGUUCUCCUAGGAUCCAUAUAUUCUCGUCCAAUUCACCAAAUUUCUUGACUGGCAAGCUAGUUAGCUGUUCGUGCUAUUUAUAACUGAUCAGAAGUCGUGCUAUUUAUAACCAAUCAGAAGUCGUGCUGGGAUUUGGUUGCUACCUGAAUAACUGUAAGGUAACCAUACACCGCAGCUGCAAGAUUGUAAAAUCUGUAAAAUCUUUUUCGCCAGUGUUCACAUAGAGCACAAGGCUUUGGUUUUGUACAAAUGAUUUUUAUUUGGAAGCUUUAGGCAUUUGUUAUCAAGUAAUUGUCACAUUAUGUGGAUGCAUCUAAUCCUGAAAUGUAAAUUAUCAAAUACUUUAGAGCGAGCGGCUGUAUAAGAUAUUGUUUCCGGCCCCUUUUUGGAAGUUGAUUUUAUCGCAAAAUACAUUCUACCGUAAA